AUGGGGAUUAUCGCAGUCGCUGGGGGAACCGGCAGUGUCGGCCAGACCAUCGUGGAAGCCCUCGUGGCGCAUGGCAAGCACAAUGUUCUCAUCCUCACGCGCAAGCCGCACAACCCAGUCAACAAGCUCACCUACUUAGCGGUAGACUACGGUGAUGUUGGCGCUACAGCAAAGACUCUCGAGGCCGCGGAGGUCGACACUAUCAUUUGUGCGUUCGGCAUGGAAUCCGAUGCCAUCAGUGAGGCCCAGGUCAAACUUAUCCGUGCGGCAGACAUGUCGGGGUCGACGAAGCGCUUUGUAGUGAGUGGAUACGAUAUGUUGUUUAAGGAGGAGCACAUCCCCAUGAUACCUACUGCAAAGUGGGCUUUGGCGGCAACUCGUGCGGCGGAGGAAUCGAGUCUCGAAUAUACCCGGGUGGUCAACGGGCUAUUCCUGGAUUAUUAUGGUCUUCCGCACUGGAGAAGUCAUCUAAAGCCAUGGGUCAAUGCUGUCAACGUGGCAGGGAAAUGGGCAGUUCUUCCGGGCGAUGGGACCUCCAAGAUGAAUUUCAUCACUUCCCAAGACAUGGCACGGUUUGUGGCAAGACUCAUGGACUUAUCCGAGUGGUCACCCGUGAGUUUUAUCGCCGGUCAGACUGCAUCCUUCAAGGAUAUUCUUCAAUUGGCUGAAAGAGCACGAGGCGAACGCUUUUCCGUGAAAAACGAGAGCCUCGAAGACCUUCGAAACGGUCGAAUAUCUUUCCCUGAAUUCGAGGAAACUGGACUCGAAAGUACUGGACGGUCAACGGAGUACAUUUUCGCAAUAUUUCACUUUAUAUCUGGCACUGGGGGAUAUACUAUUUCCAGCGAUGAUAUUUUGGACACUAAAUUUCCUGACAUCAAGAUUACGACAGCGGCGGAAGUCAUCGAAUCUUCCUAG
Molecule: messenger RNA, 918 nt
Organism: Aspergillus caelatus
Lineage: Eukaryota; Fungi; Ascomycota; Eurotiomycetes; Eurotiales; Aspergillaceae
Exons: 4
Coding region: 1-918 (305 amino acids)
Source: RefSeq, a predicted model, not a curated record